AUACACAGGAAACUCAAACCAUAAUACUAAGCUCAAAAAUGAAGACCUUUAACCUUUUCUUUCAAUCACCACCAUCCUCCUCCAUCACUACCAUCUUCGCCACCGCCGCCAUCACCUUCCUCCUCUUCUCCUCCACCAUGGUGAACUCGACUGCCAACCUAUCUAAAACCGACAUGGAUCUUUUAGAGUUCCCUUUAAAUCUUGAGUAUUUUGAAGCCGAAUACUUCCUAUUUGGAUCCACGGGUAAGGGUUUGGAUAGCGUAGAACCCCGUCUAGCUGCCGGCGGCCCACGACCCAUCGGCGCAAAACAGGCCAAUCUUAGCCUUCUUAUCAAAGACGUAAUCACUCAAUUCGCUUAUCAAGAAGUUGGUCACUUAAGGGCUAUUAAGAAGAUUGUAAAAGGAUUUCCAAGGCCAUUGUUGAAUCUUAGUGCACAAUCAUUUGGGACUGUUAUGAAUGCUGCAGUUGGGAAACCUUUGUCUCCACCCUUCGAUCCUUAUGCUAAUGACCUCAACUAUCUUAUUUCAUGCUAUGUUAUCCCUUACGUUGGCCUCACUGGCUACGUCGGAGCAAAUCCGAAACUUGAAAGCCCUGUCUCGAGAAAGCUUGUAGCGGGCUUAUUAGGAGUGGAAUCGGGUCAAGAUGCGGUCAUUAGGAGCCUCCUUUACGAGCAGGCAGAUGAAAAAGUGAGUCCAUACAAGAUGACUGUAGGCGAAUUCACACAAAAGAUAUCACAACUACGAGAUAAGUUGGGCAAGGACGGGGUAAAGGAUGAAGGGCUUGACGUACCAAUCCAGCUCGGGCCUGAAAAGAAGACACAAGGGAACGUGUUAGCCGGUGAUCAAGAUUCAUUGGCAUAUGGUCGAACACCACAAGAAAUACUACGAAUAGUCUAUGGAACCGGGGACGAAAAGGCUCCGGGCGGGUUUUACCCGAAAGGGGGUGAUGGGGUUAUAGCUAAAGGAUAUCUAAAGACUAAACCGUCGAAGAAUUUAGAUUAGUCACUUUAAAAAUACGUUUGUAAUAGAACCCGUUGCUUUUUCGUUGAAUAAACAUUUUAGAAUUUAUGUUAACUAAUAAGAAAGGCACAAAGAAAUGAAGUUAAGGAGUUAAUGUGUAUGUCUAUGUAUGUUCGAAUUAUAGAAAAAUAUAGAACAAUGAUAAGUUAAA
This is a messenger RNA of Helianthus annuus (common sunflower), 1170 nucleotides long. RefSeq names its product desiccation-related protein PCC13-62. Lineage: Eukaryota; Viridiplantae; Streptophyta; Magnoliopsida; Asterales; Asteraceae. Bases 39 to 1001 code for a protein of 320 amino acids. The transcript is spliced from 3 exons. The record is from RefSeq and is a predicted model, not a curated record.